UACACAGUACGAAUAGGAUACGCGUUCAACGCGAGUGAAAUUAAGCGUAGUUAUAGUUUGUAAGACAUCAAAUACUGCUUCGUUUGAUCUAUUACACAUGAUUAAUAAAUUACCAUCAGGUGUACCGACCUCAGGAAAUGUAUCUCUUUUUUGGUUAUUCUUUGUCCAAGAGAUGAGCUUUAUUACACUUGCAGAGGGCAUUUCAAUGUGUUUUCAGCUUUAAACAGCUAAGUAGGUGUGUGCCAAGUAGCUACUAGCUUUUGAUUUUAUAUAUGCGGUGGAAAAGGACGACGAUAUAUUUAUUCAUACUUGGCAAAGACUAAGUGAAAUCCAGGAAAUCAUCAUAUUAAAUUAGCGCUGGAUGUGACAUCGAGAUAUAGUACAGCCCAUACGUAUUAUACACUUCAGACUUUAAGACCGCGCGGUUUACACCUUAGCUGAAGCUACGACCUUGGAUUUUGAUCAAAUGAUAAUUUUUCAUUAUGUAGACAGUCCUGUGCUCAAAUUAUGAAAUUUUCCGUUACUUUCAAGUAACCGAGCUUAGUUUAUGUUUUGUGAGAUUCGUGAAGAUUAAUUUUGCGCCUUACGUGGUUUCGUCUCACAACUCCGAAAUGGAGUGGAUGUGGACUGAUAUCUUUUCGCAUCCGCUAUGGGUGUUUUCCACGCUGGUUUUAGGGCUUGUGGUGCGGGCACAGCGAAGGGGCCCGUGGGACCCGCGAACCUGUCCCGUGGAAUUGAAAGGGAAGACAGCCAUCGUUACUGGAGCAAAUACAGGGAUCGGGAAGUUUGUUGCCCUGGACUUUGCCCGUCGUGGUGCCCGCGUGAUCCUCGCUUGCCGCAGUGAGGCAAGGGGGUCGGCGGCCAUGAGGGAGAUCCGCCAGCGCAGUGGGAACGAGGACGUCCACCUGCGCCUGGUGGACACCUCCUCCCUCACCUCCGUCAGAGAGUUCGCCGACAGAAUUCUCCAGGAGGAGAAGCAGCUGCACAUCCUGGUCAACAACGCCGGGGCCUCAGGUCUCCCCAGACAGAUCACCUCAGAUGGGCUGGAGGUGUCCUUUGCCACCAACCACGUGGGGCCAUUCCUGCUAACUACCCUGCUCUUAGAUCUGAUGAAGCGCUCUGCUCCAGCACGCAUUGUGAACGUGUCCUCAGUCAACCACUGGAGAGGCACGGUUGACUUUGCACAUUUUCGUGGUGACAACCUUUCCUAUGGGAUGGACAGUGUCUACAACCACACCAAGCUCCACAACAUCAUCUGCACCAAUGAGCUGGCUCGCAGGCUGCAGGGUACAGGAGUGACGGCCAACUCCUUGCAUCCAGGCGUAGUUAUGACAGAGGUGAUGCGACACUACAGCUUCCUGGUGAGAUUCAUCUUCAUCCUGGUGGGAAUUUUCUUCUUCAAGUCUGCUGAGGAAGGGGCGGUGAGCACCAUCUACUGUGCCGUAUCCAAGGAGGUGGAGGGAAUCACAGGGAAGUACUUCGACAGUGACUGCUCUCUGGUCCUCCCCGCCCCCCUUGCCAGAGACCCCGCACUGGCCGUCAAGGACUAUGAGUUCUGUGAGAGACUAACAGCCAAGCUGUGAGCUUGCACAAAGGAAAGGAAGCCAGCUGGAGGAACCCUGUUAACAUGCCAGUCUGAAUGCAACCAUCCCCUGGUAAUUGCUCCACAAAAUGGUGGUGCUUUUCCCAAAUGCUGUGGACUGCUGUGAUGUUAUGUCCUUAACCAGAGAAUUCACUUAAAGGACGUAAGCAAAGUGAGGUGCCACACCACCCUCUAACCCUCUUCUACAGAACAGAUGGAAUGAAUCAGAUCAAAAGUCAUCUUCUCACAACAUCAUCAUUCUGAAAACAUUUGCAACCACAUGCAUAGUCAGAAAUUGAGUAACAUGAACAUCUGCUGUAUAUGUCUCACAGUAAACUCAAAAAACAUUUAAUUGUACUGUAGUGGAUACUUGUAGUCUUCAGUAACAAGACAUAUGUGGUUAUGGAAAAAUUGUUUCUGAAGUUUGGAUCAAUGACAUUACAAUUCCGUUAUCCACGAUCCUGUCCCUCACAAUUGCUCUAAUUUAUUCUUACUUUAAUUGUGGCAUUGUUCCAAACUAAGUUAUAUUGUAUUCCAUUACUACAUCAUAUCCGUACCUUGAUUCCAGUCUGAUGCCUUAUAUUAGGCUAGCAGACGCUCUACCUACACUGUCCUGUCGUGGGUAAAACACCAGUGCCCCAUCUGGAAAUUCAACCUGCAACCUUUGUAUUAUGAGUCCUGUUCCUGACCACUAUGCCACACUGUUGCCUGUCUCCACAGCUUUAUUUGCCUAACCCUUAAUGACCCAAAAUGAAGCACAGUAAAUAAACUGAAUAUGGUUGUAUUGUCUGGAGCAGGAACUUGCAAGAAGCUCUCCCAGAGAGCACUGAGGCCGGACACUAGCAUCUGAAUGGGGUGCUCUGUGCUGCCCUACCCCUCCGCAACCAGCUGCUGUGAGCACAUUUUUAAACCUUUGAGGAUACAACAAACAGGCAUAGUAAAGCUUAAAAACAUCUCCCAUAAGAUAUGCAUGCCACUCUGCAAGGUACAGAAGUCAUAGUGAUGAAUAGGCCAGUAGAUAUGUAUGUAUGAACGGGCCAGUGUAUAUCUAUGACCCCACAUAUGCAGGGUCAAACACAUAUGACUUCUUUUAUUUUGCAGGGUUGGGGGAAGGGAAAACAUGUAAAUUAGAUUGGAAAACUGAAGGAAAUGGUAAAUGCUAAACUAAAAGAUGAAGAGAAUAUAUAAUGAUCAGAAAAACAAUGGGAAUGA
This is a messenger RNA of Megalops cyprinoides (Indo-Pacific tarpon), 2794 nucleotides long. Its product is annotated as retinol dehydrogenase 12-like. The record is from RefSeq and is a predicted model, not a curated record. NCBI's taxonomy places the organism in Eukaryota, Metazoa, Chordata, Actinopteri, Elopiformes, Megalopidae. The transcript is spliced from 6 exons. Bases 612 to 1583 code for a protein of 323 amino acids.